This is a messenger RNA of Vigna radiata var. radiata (mung bean), 720 nucleotides long. RefSeq names its product pathogenesis-related protein 2-like. Gene Ontology annotation, cellular component: cytoplasm; nucleus. The transcript has 2 exons. Lineage: Eukaryota; Viridiplantae; Streptophyta; Magnoliopsida; Fabales; Fabaceae. Gene Ontology annotation, molecular function: abscisic acid binding; signaling receptor activity; protein phosphatase inhibitor activity. The record is from RefSeq and is a predicted model, not a curated record. Gene Ontology annotation, biological process: defense response; abscisic acid-activated signaling pathway. The coding region runs from base 90 to 557 and encodes 155 amino acids.
UUUCUCAUCUGCUAAACUCACACAGCAAACAUCUCCUUCUAUUCUCCUAUUUUAUAUUCUCUUCUGUUUCGUUAUCUCAUUUAGAAUCCAUGGCUGUUUUCACAUUCGAGGAUCAAACCACUUCUCCCGUGGCUCCUUCUAUCCUUUACAAGGCUCUUGUCAAAGACGCCGACAACAUCGUCCCAAAGGCUGUUGAUUCCUUCAAGAGUGUUGAAAUCGUUGAGGGCAACGGUGGCCCUGGAACCAUCAAGAAGAUCUCUUUCCUUGAGGAUGGGGAGACAAAGUUUGUGUUGCACAAAAUAGAAGGAAUAGACGAGGCUAACUUGGGAUACAGCUACAGCAUAGUUGGAGGUGCUGCUUUGCCAAACACUGCAGAAAAGAUUACCAUCGACACCAUACUGAGUGAUGGCCCCAACGGAGGCUCAGUCGUAAAGCUGAGCAUAAAAUAUCACAGCAAAGGAGAAGCUUCACCCAAUGAAGAUGAGCUCAAAGCUGGUAAAGCCAAGAGUGAUGCUCUUUUCAAAGUCAUUGAGGCUUACCUUUUGGCCAAUCCUUAGAUUAUUGCCAACGUUCUUAAUUAUCUAAAACUUUGCUUUCAGUGUGUUACACAGUGUUUCCUUUCUUAUUUUUGUUUUGUCCUAUUGGGAAAGGCUUUCGAUAUCUUUUGUGUAUCCCAGUUCAUCAAUAAAUUAUAAUAAAUCAAACCAAAAUUUAAACCUU